This is a messenger RNA of Micromonas commoda, 507 nucleotides long. RefSeq lists its product with no specific name. The coding region runs from base 1 to 507 and encodes 168 amino acids. The transcript has 2 exons. NCBI's taxonomy places the organism in Eukaryota, Viridiplantae, Chlorophyta, Mamiellophyceae, Mamiellales, Mamiellaceae. The record is from RefSeq and is a predicted model, not a curated record.
AUGACGGGCUGGACCCCAAUAGAGUUGCCGCCGUCCAAUCCAAAAAGGACCCUGGACAUCGUCCCUAAGGGCCUCGAGGCCCAGGAGGUCUGCGAGCUGAUGUUCAAGGCGAUCGAGACAAACGACUGCGACACGUACCUAUCGUGCUGCUCGCACUCCACGCGCGCGCCGCGGACCGUCGGCAGCUUCGGCCUGACGAACUGGGACCAAGGCAGGGAGCAGUGGCGCAAGUACAAGGUCACGUACCGAUUUCUCGGCGAGUCGGAUCCCGACGACGACGACGAAAGGCCGCCGGGGGAGUGGUUGAAAGGUGCCGAGCGACUGGUGUGCAGGUACCAGGGGCAGUUCGGGAAGGUGCCGGGAUACGACCACGGCGAGACCGUGCCGCGGCCCGCGCAGGCGAAGCAGCGGCCGGAGCAGGAUGUCGCGGUCCACCUGAUCAGGGAACCCCUCGGAGGAAUAUGGGGCGCGGAGAGAGAGUGGCGGGUGUUCAAAGUCGAGUACUGA